AUGGGUGUCGUAAGAGAUGAUGACUUUCAUGCAAAUAGUCUGCGGCCCACGGGCCGUGGGAUUGAUUGGUCGCGCCGCCGAUCAUUGACGGAUGAUCGUGGAGGCCGGUUGGCGGCAGCGCAGGAGGCGGCGGGCGCGCACGCUCGCUCUGCGCCAGCUGAUACCAUGGGCGGCGCGCACCAGCCCGCCACUCCAGGGCCCAGCUCGCUCUUUAUAUUCUCCUACGAAAAUCCCAUACGGAGGUAUACAAAGUUCAUCAUCGAGUGGCCACCCUUCGAGUACGCGGUGCUGCUUACCAUCAUCGCCAACUGCGUGGUGCUGGCGCUUGAGGAGCAUUUGCCCAACGGCGAUAAGACCAUCUUAGCACAGAAUCUGGAAAAGACCGAGGCGUACUUUUUAGGAAUAUUUUGUGUAGAAGCCUCGUUAAAAAUAUUAGCCUUAGGUUUUGUUUUACACAGGGGAUCGUAUCUUAGGAACGUUUGGAACAUAAUGGAUUUUUUCGUUGUAGUAACUGGGUCGAUGACGAUAUUCGCCGAAUACAACGUCGACGUUGACCUGCGGAUGCUGCGCUCGUUCAGAGUGCUGCGACCUCUGAAGCUCGUCUCGCGGAUACCAAGUAAUUCACAUAUCAUCACGCAGCUGCCGGUCGCGCCCGACGUCGACUUCAGGACCUUGCGUGCCAUUAGGGUGCUGAGGCCCCUUAAAUUAGUUUCGGGCGUUCCUAGCCUGCAAGUUGUGUUGAAGUCUAUCAUCAAGGCGAUGGCCCCGUUGCUUCAAAUCGGCCUCUUGGUGCUUUUUGCGAUCGUUAUAUUCGCCAUCAUCGGCCUCGAGUUUUAUUCAGGGGCGCUGCAUAAGACUUGUUAUAGUUUAGAAGAUAUUAAUGAAAUAGUAAAUGAAGGAGAGAAUCCAACGCCGUGCAACGCCGACAACGAAACAGUUGCGCCCCCUGGGGCGAAUGUAUGUGCUUCUGACAAGAGCACAUGCUUAGAAAAGUGGGAAGGUCCUAAUCGGGGCAUCACAUCGUUCGACAACAUUGGAUUCGCUAUGCUCACCGUCUUCCAAUGCAUUACCAUGGAGGGCUGGACGUCCAUCCUCUAUUGGACAAAUGAUGCGUUAGGUAGUAUGUUCAACUGGAUUUACUUUGUACCGCUCAUAGUAUUGGGUUCAUUCUUCAUGCUCAACUUAGUUCUCGGUGUCCUUAGCGGUGAAUUCGCUAAAGAGAGAGAGAAAGUAGAAAAUAGACAAGAAUUUCUUAAAUUAAGAAGACAGCAGCAAUUAGAGAGAGAACUCAAUGGUUAUGUUGAGUGGAUUUGUAAAGCAGAGGAGGUCAUAUUAGCAGAAGAGAGGACUACAGAGGAAGACAAAAUGCAUAUAAUUGAAGCUCGGAGAAGAGCGGCGGCAAAGAAGAAAUUAAAAAAUCUUGGUAAAAGUAAGAGCACAGAUACUGAAGAGGAGGAACAGGAUGAAGACUGUUGUGGGGAGGAAGUUCCAAAGAAAAAGCAAGGUUUUCUGAAAAGCAAAACUCGUUCUAUCGGCAAAUGUGCAAACUUUUGGCGAGCGGAGAAGAGGUUUCGAUUUUGGAUCAGACACACCGUGAAGACGCAGGGGUUUUAUUGGUUCGUAAUUGUACUGGUGCUCUUCAAUACAAUAUGCGUUGCUGUUGAACACUAUGGACAACCUCCGUGGCUCACAUCGUUUUUAUACUACGCCGAAUUUGUAUUCCUCGGACUGUUCAUGAUGGAAAUGGUCGUGAAAAUGUACGCAUUAGGCGCACGAAUAUAUUUUGAGUCAUCAUUCAAUCGAUUCGACUGUGUUGUUAUAUCUGGAUCCAUUUUUGAAGUAGUAUGGUCAGAAGUCAAGGGUGGCUCUUUUGGUCUUUCCGUACUUAGGGCGUUAAGAUUACUAAGGAUAUUCAAGGUUACAAAAUACUGGUCUUCGCUAAGGAACCUCGUAAUAUCUCUACUGAACUCGAUGAGAUCUAUUAUUUCAUUACUGUUUCUCCUGUUCUUGUUUAUCCUUAUCUUUGCUCUACUUGGUAUGCAGUUAUUCGGAGGGCAAUUCAACUUCGAAGAUGGCACACCGCCGACCAAUUUCAACACUUUUCCUAUCGCCUUACUUACCGUAUUCCAGAUCUUAACAGGCGAAGAUUGGAAUGAAGUAAUGUACUGCGGAAUUCAGUCUCAAGGCGGCAUACAGAAAGGCAUGAUUUAUUCGCUGUACUUCGUCAUCUUAGUACUGUUCGGCAACUACACACUGUUGAACGUGUUUCUUGCCAUCGCUGUCGACAAUUUGGCCAACGCUCAGGAGUUAACAGCAGCUGAAGAGGAACAAGUGGAAGAGGACAAAGAAAAACAAUUGCAAGAAUUGGAGAAAGAGAUGGGUGCAUUACACGCGGUUGAUGGAACUCCACCUCGAGUAGACUUAAGUCCUACAUCUGCGGCAAGUAGGAAGAACAAAAAGAAGGAAGAGGCCAAAAAGGAAGAAGAAGAGAUACCAGAUGGACCAAAACCAAUGCUGCCAUAUUCGUCAAUGUUUAUUUUAUCUCCCACUAAUCCAAUUAGGCGAGGCGCACACUGGGUUGUAAAUUUAAGAUAUUUUGAUGUUUUUAUCAUGUUAGUUAUAUGUAUGAGUUCAAUGGCUUUAGCGGCAGAAGAUCCAGUAGUUGAAGAGAGUGAAAGAAACAAAAUCUUGAACUACUUUGACUACGCGUUUACGGGGGUGUUCACCGUGGAAAUGCUGCUCAAGAUCGUCGACCUCGGCAUACUGUUCCACCCGGGCGCUUACUUGCGUGACUUGUGGAACAUCAUGGAUGCUGCGGUCGUCAUCUGUGCGCUUGUUAGCUUCGGUUUCGAAAUCGGUAAGAAUACUCUUCAAGACUGCCAGGGGUCGUAUUUCGUCUACGAGGCGAAUAGUUUGCUGCCGCGUGUAGUCAAACGGAGGUGGGAUACGCAAGCGUUCCACUACGAUAACGUCGCGUCUGCGAUGCUUACGCUUUUCGCAGUACAGACUGGUGAAGGAUGGCCGCAGGUGUUGCAAAACUCAAUGGCGGCUACGUAUGAAGACAGGGGACCCAUACAAAAUUUUCGUAUAGAAAUGUCCAUAUUUUAUAUCGUUUACUUUGUGGUGUUUCCGUUCUUCUUUGUUAACAUAUUCGUAGCUCUUAUAAUUAUCACAUUUCAAGAGCAGGGUGAAGCUGAACUUCAAGAUGGUGAAAUAGAUAAAAAUCAGAAAUCGUGUAUCGAUUUCACGAUAGAGGCACGCCCUCUUGAGAGGUAUAUGCCCAGUAAGCGAGGAAGUUUUAAGUACAAAGUGUGGAGAAUAGUCGUCUCUACGCCUUUCGAGUACUUCAUCAUGACCCUUAUCGUCCUAAACACUUUGUUACUCAUGAUGAAGUACUAUAAUCAAAAUGAUCUCUACUCGGAUAUCCUGAAGUAUUCGAAUAUGGGAUUUACUGGAAUGUUUUCCGUGGAAACUGUGUUGAAAAUCAUCGCUUAUGGUGUCAAAAAUUUUUUCAAAGAUCCAUGGAAUAUUUUCGAUUUCAUAACGGUCAUUGGAAGUAUUAUUGACGCUCUCAUAAUGGAGUUUGGAAGCGACCUCGCUGAAAACUGUGCUGACAUAUCCUGUCAGCAGGAGAACACGUUCAACGUUGGUUUCCUUCGCCUGUUCCGAGCCGCGCGACUGAUCAAGCUGCUCAGACAGGGCUACACAAUUCGGAUACUUUUGUGGACUUUCGUGCAGAGUUUCAAAGCCUUACCCUACGUGUGCCUUCUUAUCGCCAUGCUGUUCUUCAUUUAUGCUAUAAUCGGAAUGCAGGUGUUCGGAAACAUAGAAAACGCGCCUGAAACAUCAAUGAAUAGGCAUAACAAUUUUCAAAGCUUCAUUCAAGCACUCAUGUUAUUGUUUCGAUGCGCGACGGGGGAGUCUUGGCCGAACAUUAUGUUAGAUUGCUUAAAACCGGCGAAAUGCGACGAGAAAGCCGGAAAGCCUCCUCAAGAAGAAUGUGGGAGUACACUUGCCUACGCAUAUUUUGUUUCCUUCAUCUUUUUCUGUUCUUUCCUUAUGUUAAAUUUAUUCGUUGCCGUCAUAAUGGAUAACUUUGACUACUUAACAAGAGAUUCGUCGAUUCUCGGAGCACAUCAUCUCGAUGAAUUUGUUAGAAUUUGGGCUGAAUACGACCCAAACGCCACGGGGAAAAUUCAUUACACAGAAAUGUAUGAUAUGUUGAAGAAUAUGGAUCCGCCGUUGGGGUUUGGCAAUAAAUGCCCCAAUAGAUUAGCAUAUAAAAAGUUAAUAAGAAUGAACAUGCCACUAGACGAAGAGGGGAAAGUGAACUUUACUACUACACUUUUUGCCUUAAUCAGAGAAAACCUCAAUAUCAAGAUGAGAUCUGCUGAAGAAAUGGAUCAAGCUGAUCAGGAGUUGAGACAAACCAUUACGCAGAUUUGGCCCCUCCAAGCGAAGAAGAUGUUAGACUUGCUGGUGCCUCGCAACGAUGUUCUUAAUGCAGGGAAACUGACAGUCGGGAAGAUCUAUGCAGGGUUACUUAUUCUAGAGAGUUGGAGAUCAACUAGGUUUGGUCAGACUGAGCCACAAGGUGUUCCGGCAUUCAGCGAGAAUAGCCCUACGGCCAAUCAGCCGAAGGCGUCCUUCUUUAACUGCCUGCUGGACGUGGCCGCGGGACUUGGGCCUGGAUCAAGAACAGGCUCUCUGAGUCAAGAAGGCCCCCUUAUCACAACCGCGGAGAGCCACCCAGACGAUCCCCAUACUUUAGCCAACUUCGCAAGACGCAGUACCAGAAGAUCUUUCAAGAACAAUAAAAAGGUUCUGGAGCUACAAGAUGUUGAGUCGCAUCACGCAUCCAUAGAAUCCUUAGAUGAAGCAAGGUUACAGCCACCGCACGCUUACCAAAAUGGGCAUCAGGGGAGAUCGUCCAGUUUAAGACGGACUCCAAGCCCGCGGAGGCGUGGCCAUUACGGCGGCUAUCACCACGACAUCGGGUUCUCCGACACUGUUAAUAAUGUCGUCGAGAUAGUCAAACACGAGCACCAAAGACACGGGCGGACACACCGAGCUCCUCACCACUAUCACCCACAUGGGAAGGAGUGGAGGACGCCGCAUCCCACCACCAGCCUGAGCCAGCCCUCGAGGUCACCCAGCCCGCCACACCACACCUACGUUUGGGCACCCAUAGUUGGAGAUCGGGAACGCGAGUGGAGGGAAUGGCGGGACCGGUCCUGGGAACGCGAGGGGGCGAGGCGAGGCCGGGGCCGUCAAUUGCCCCCAACGCCCACCAAGCCGUCCACGUUACAAGUCAAGCAGCAGCCACCGUUCACAAGAAUCAGCCACAGCCCCUCACACUUAUCGUUACGGCAUACGGUGAGAGAGCCCGUAGAGCCCUUGCACGAUGAAUAUGAGUACGGCAGAGAAGUUGAAAGACUGAUACACAGAGAUUAUAGAUCUAGGGAAAGACGGGGCAGGGGCUACGAGGCGGAGCGAGUGCGGACGUACGAGGCGCCGCUCUCGUACGAGGCGGCGCUGGCUAUGGGGCGGGGGGGAGGGGCGCGGGCGCUGCCCUCGCCGGUGCCGGCGCCCCGGCUGCCCAACGGGUACAAGCCGCGCGUGCGCCACUCGGACUCGGACGAGGACGACUGGUGC
Molecule: messenger RNA, 5655 nt
Organism: Iphiclides podalirius (scarce swallowtail)
Lineage: Eukaryota; Metazoa; Arthropoda; Insecta; Lepidoptera; Papilionidae
Source: the annotation of a GenBank genome assembly